GCGAGCUCGGGGAGAGGCCGGGUUUCCGAUUCCGGCCAGCCUCGCUCUGGUCCCUGCGGCUGGCUGCCGAGCCUUGUGCCUCCGCCAUAUUGUCUGUGUGAGGCCGGUGGGGAGGGAGCCCAGCGCGGCGGUCGCUUCAGUUGGAAAAACCAAAGGCCCAUCCAAGGCCUUCACCCUGUGUCCGGUUUUGAGCUCAGAGGCUACCAGAAAUCUAAACACCUAAUAGAACUCCACCUCGCAACCUGUCCGACAUGUCAGGACCCGUGCCAAGCAGGGCCAGAGUUUACACUGACGUAAACACGCACAGACCCCGAGAGUACUGGGACUAUGAGUCACAUGUUGUCGAAUGGGGAAAUCAAGAUGACUACCAGCUAGUUCGGAAAUUAGGCCGGGGCAAAUACAGCGAAGUGUUUGAAGCCAUCAACAUCACAAAUAAUGAAAAAGUAGUAGUUAAAAUCCUCAAGCCGGUAAAAAAGAAGAAAAUCAAGCGUGAAAUCAAGAUCUUAGAAAACUUGCGAGGUGGUCCCAAUAUAAUCACCCUUGCAGAUAUAGUAAAAGACCCUGUGUCCCGGACCCCUGCUUUGGUUUUUGAACAUGUAAACAACACAGACUUUAAGCAAUUGUACCAGACAUUAACAGACUAUGAUAUUAGGUUCUACAUGUAUGAGAUUUUGAAGGCUUUAGAUUACUGUCAUAGCAUGGGGAUCAUGCACAGAGAUGUCAAACCCCACAACGUCAUGAUUGACCAUGAGCACAGAAAGCUGAGGCUAAUAGACUGGGGUCUGGCUGAAUUCUAUCAUCCUGGCCAGGAGUACAAUGUCAGAGUGGCUUCCCGAUACUUCAAAGGACCUGAACUCCUUGUAGAUUAUCAGAUGUAUGAUUAUAGUCUGGAUAUGUGGAGCUUGGGUUGCAUGUUGGCCAGUAUGAUCUUCCGAAAGGAGCCAUUUUUCCAUGGCCACGACAAUUAUGAUCAGUUGGUGAGGAUAGCCAAGGUGCUGGGGACAGAAGAUCUAUAUGACUACAUAGACAAAUACAACAUUGAGCUGGAUCCACGCUUCAAUGACAUCUUGGGCAGGCACUCCCGUAAGCGAUGGGAGCGCUUUGUUCACAGUGAGAACCAACACUUGGUGAGCCCAGAAGCUCUGGAUUUCUUAGACAAAUUGCUGCGGUAUGAUCACCAGUCACGACUCACAGCAAGAGAAGCCAUGGAACACCCCUACUUCUAUCCCAUUGUGAAGGACCAGGCUCGGAUGGGUUCAUCCAGCAUGCCAGGUGGCAGCACUCCUGUCAGCAGUGCAAGUAUGAUGUCAGGGAUCUCUUCAGUGCCAACACCUUCGCCCCUUGGACCUCUAGCAGGCUCACCCGUGAUUUCUGCCACCAAUACUCUGGGGAUGCCGGUUCCAGCUGCUGCAGGCGCUCAGCAGUAGUGAUGGGUUUUGUCUCCGAUGCCUGAGCUGAGUCAGGUGGGGAAGAGGUUCCCCCUCUACCUCUCCCCAGGCGGCAGCUUGCACCUGGCAGGGGAAGGGAGGGGAUGGAACACUUUGGAGGCACCGUGUCUGAACAGUUGCUUGUGGAUUUAUAGUAGUUCAGUCAUUAUAUAAAAAAAUUAUUAUAGGCUGAUUUUUUUUUUCUCUUUUUUUUUUACUUGAACUUUUCGUAACUCAGGGGAAUCCCUGAAAAUACUGCAGAUGGAAUAUUUCUCGGACAAUUUUUUUUCCCAGACUCCGCAUCACUUGAGAACAAAGAUGAACCAACUACAUUUCCAGGCUGUUGUAUCCUGCUGGAAAUCUCUUCUCUUCAUAGUCCCACCAUUACUCCUCCACCAGCUCACAACUUGGGGGGAUUGUCUUGUUCUUUUCUCUGGAGUCUUCCAGACCAAGUCUUCACAAGGCAGUGGGAGGGGGAUUCUUAAAGUACCAGUCACUUUAACACCAUAUUCUGCAUAUGACUCAACUGGGGUACAUUGAGGAGACAACUUCAGUUUGUAGAGAUGGUAAAAACUUAUAAGAAAUAAGCGCAGAUAAGGCCUAAAACCCUAUUCUGUCCUGUAUGAAUCAUGUCUCUCUAGGAGCUAACCAGAGCGCUGACUCUCUCCCUUGCAUGUAAUUUUAGUCUUAAAGCAUAAAGUUACUGAUCCAGUUGACGUUCUUGCCAUCUGCUGUUGAAGGUGCUCCAGUAGGGUAAGCUGUACUCUAAUCAGUACCUUUUCCACAUAAGGUUCUUCCGGCCAAUCCCUUGGCUGGGAAUUCUGGAAUUAAUUUGUUACUGGGGAUAUUGUUUUUGUUUUUUUAAAUUGUUUAUACAGAUUUCAAAAUGGUGGCUACUUAAAGAGCUGGAAAAUCAGACUGCGCCAAGUCACAUAUUGAGUCAUCACCCACCACCCCCACCCUCAUGUGCCAUGUGGUGAGAAUACUGGUUACCUCACAGUCUUGUAAAUAUGCACUGAGAGGAAGGAGCGAGUAGACUAAUUUAAACUGAAAUGGUAGACCUGUAAUUGUGGACAGAUAUUACUAUUGAUGACAAAGCACCCUUGUUACAGCCUUGCUACCCUUUGCUGUGUAUAUAUACUUUGUCCUUCAUAUGUGAAAGAUCCAGUGUUGGAAUUCUUUGGUGUAAAUAAACAUUUGGUUUUAUUUAUCAAG
Molecule: messenger RNA, 2642 nt
Organism: Trachemys scripta elegans
Lineage: Eukaryota; Metazoa; Chordata; Testudines; Emydidae
Gene: CSNK2A1
Product: casein kinase 2 alpha 1
Exons: 13
Coding region: 252-1427 (391 amino acids)
Biological process (GO): protein phosphorylation
Cellular component (GO): protein kinase CK2 complex; cytosol; nucleus
Molecular function (GO): protein serine/threonine kinase activity; ATP binding
Source: RefSeq, a predicted model, not a curated record